Messenger RNA from Coregonus sp. 'balchen', 16115 nucleotides. The record is from the annotation of a GenBank genome assembly. NCBI's taxonomy places the organism in Eukaryota, Metazoa, Chordata, Actinopteri, Salmoniformes, Salmonidae.
AUGGGUGCCCAUCGAGGUGAGGGACGGAGGGACUGGCUUCAACAAGAUGCUGUUGAACAGCCGCCCAUUCAAACUAUGGUGAGCUUGCAUUACAAUUGCUAAAUUAUUACCAUUACGAAGUGUGAUUCCUAGGCAGUUACCUAGCUAUGUUACGAGAAACAAUGUGACAUUUAUUAGAUUGACCGCUCGAACUCAUUGCGAUCGUGCGUGGAAAGGGAUUCGAUGAGGUUGCUCGAUCGUGAUUGUCGUUUAAUCUAUCAGCUAGUUGAUAAAUUUAGCAAGUUAUAGUUGUCAUUCAAAUGUAAUCUACCCAACAUUUCAAAUGUCACUUAACAUAGGGGAAUGUGUAAAAAUCGGAAAAGUAGUUGUCAACACAUAGCCUAAUUCAUGUGAUGGGAAAGGGAUGAUGACUCAGCUGGCAUGCAGUGACUCAUUGACUCUGCAUCCUUUGGCCUCUUCUUCCAGAAUCCAUGGAACAUCAUGAUAAAACACAGACAGCUCUGCCGGCGGGGCAGACGCUCACAGAUGACCAUGAAGUAAGUUGACUGACUGUUAAAGGGGUAGUACACAAAAAAAACACUUGAGUAUUUUGUUAAUUAGUUUGCUUUUAAAGACAUGCUCUGUAACUUUGGCAAUUACUUCGUUUUUUUUUGUUUACCUCCUGCUUUGGGCCAGAUGUGUGAAUGUGUAGUUAAUACAUGCAUAAUCUAUGAGCAGAAUUGCUGUCUUACCUCAAUUAGCCACGAAAGGCCAAGUUUGAAGCGACUGUUUUUCUGGUAGAUGUGCUGCGGCAUUUCCCCCCCAUGUCGGCCAGACUCCUAGCGAUUCAAUUUCAACCAAUGAGCGAUCAGCCCCUCGCCAUAUGAGUGACAGCUAGCAAGAUGCACCAACGGCAGAGUGAGAGAGAGCAAUGAUGUGGUGCACAUAAUGUGACCUAGUACACACUUUUUGGGGACCACUUUUGGCUCAUGAGUGCUACUUUUAGAAAUACUGGCAGAAAAGUAUACAAAAGUACAGGAGAAUCUCUUUAGCCUCUUAAGGAUCGGAUCCUUUUUUUCAAUUUUCGCCUAAAAAGCCAAAUCUAACUGCCUGUAGCUCAGGACCCCGUAUACGGGACACCGAUCCCGUGGAGGUUAAUACAAUACCAAAUAUUGUGCAUGUCAGCUGUCAAGUUUUCAACAUAGAGCAUUUUCAGUAUAGAGCAGAAACUCUGAUAACGAUGUGUUUUGUGAGUGACUUUCCAGACAGAUUAUCCGAAAGGUGUGAUUAUAGCUGACACUUUCAUUGUGCGUCUAGCUACACAGACCCUGUUAUAUCCAUGGACCUCUUGCGAACGGUUCUACAGCCCAGCUUCAAUGAGGAUAUUAUGGGAGUCUUCAGAAAAUACAUGAAGGUGAGUCUGCUGUCUUGGUUUCCUGUAGCUCAGUUGGUAGAGCGUGGCGCUUGCAACGCCAGGGUUGUGGGUUCGUUUCCCACGGGGGGCCAGUAUGAAAAUGUAUGCACUCACUAACUGUAAGUCACUCUGGAUAAGAGUGUCUGCUAAAAGACUAAAAAUGUUUAAAAAAAGACCAGAGAAUCUUGUUUCUCAUGGUCUGAGUCCUUUAGGUGCCUUUUGGCAAACUCCAAGCGGGCUGUAAUGUGCCUUUUACUGAGGAGUGCCUUCUGUCUGACCACUCUACCAUAAAGGCCUGAUUGGUGGUGUGCUGCAGAGAUGGUUGUCCUUCUGGAAGGUUCUCCCAUCUCCACAGAGGAACUCUGGAGCUCUGUCAGAGUGACCAUCGGGUUCUUGGUCACCUCCCUGACCAAGGCCCUUCUCCCCCGAUUUCUCAGUUUGGCCGGGUGGCCAGCUUUAGGAAGAGUCUUGGUGGUUCCAAACUUCUUCCAUUUGAGAAUGAUGGAGGCCACUGUGUUCUUGGGGACUUUCAAUGCUGCAGAAAUGUUUUGGUACCCUUCCCCAGAUCUGUGCCUUGACACAAUCCUGUUUUGGCGCUCUACGGACAAUUCCUUCGACCUCAUGGCUUGGUUUUUGCUCUGGCAUGCACUGUCAACUGUGAGACCUUAUAUAGACAGGUGUGUGCCUUUCCAAAUGGUGUGCCUUUCCAAAUCAUGUCCAAUCAAGUUGUAGAAACAUCUCAAGGAUGAUCAAUGGAAACAGGAUGCACCUGAGCUCCAUUUUGAGUCUCAUAGCAAAGGGUCUGAAUACUUAUGUAAAUAAGGUAUUUCAGUUUUUGUAUUUAUAAGAUUAUUGUAUUUAUUUCUACAAACCUGUUUUCGUUUUGUCAUUAUGGGGUAUUGUGUGUAGAUUGAUGAGGAUGUUUAUUUAUUUAUUCCAUUUUAGAAUAAGGCUGUAACUUAACAAAAUGUGGAUAAAGGGAAGGGGUGUGAAUACUCUGAAGGCAGUCAGGUCCAUAAUUAUUGGCACCCUUGAUAAAGAGAAGAAGGAAAUACCAUAUGAAAUAAAUAAUACUGAGAUAUAUUGUGUGCUCCAAAAAAAUGUAUGCUAAUAAAAAUGCUCAGAGAAAUAUAUUUUGUUUGGCAAAUAAUAAUAAUAAUUUUUAAAAAAAGAUAGGGGUUGAAGUUAUUGGCACCCCUAUUUUCAAUACUCUAGCACCCGCCUCAUUAUUGGCACCCCUGUUUUCAAUAUUUCAGCACCCUCCUCAGCCACCUGUUAGAUGCAACCAUGUUUUUGCCUAAAAUGUUCUGGUGCUGGGUAAAGGUCAUGAUGCCGUUGACCUUAACAAGAGCCCCAGGACCAGUGGAAAUAAAAUAGCCCCAUAACAUAAAAGACAAAGCACCAUAUUUUACCAUAGGUAUGAGGUACUUUUCUGCAUAUGCUUCCGUUAUUCAAUGCCAUACCCACCACUGGUGUGUGGCCAAAGAUGUCAUCUGACCAUAGCACCAGUUCCAAUCCAAGUGCCAAUGCAAGUGCCAAUGCCUUUUAUCAAACUCCGGGCAGUGCUAUGGUCAGAUGACAUGAAAAUAGAGUUCUGAGCAGUCCAUAAGAGCAGACGAAGGAGAUCAAGAAAAAAUAUUCUAUAUGGGGGAAUGGUUAAAGAUCCCUUCCAUGUAUUCUCCAAUCUCAUAAAACGUUUUAGAAAAAGCCUCAGUGUUGUUAUCCUCAAGGGUAGGGUGCUGGAGUACUGAAAACCGGGGUGCCAAGAAUUGUCUUUAUUUGCGACAGUUUUCGAGAAAGCAGCCAGCAACGUGAAGAAGAACUUCGAAGAGGACGUCCAGACAGAGCAGCUGAUCCGAGAAGCCUGCAUAAACUGCUUGGAAAAUGUAAGAUGGCAACUGUGUUUCAAAGAAGUAUCACUGUUUAGAUUCUGUGGUUAACGCGCAGAGACGUCUGUGAGUAAUGUUCAGUUCCUGUCCCUUGUCAGUCCAAACAGCUCUUCUCAGACGGGAAGAAAGCGACAGUGACAAGAACCGGCCCUGAGCCUCCAGUCAAGGUAAAGGAAGAUUUUAAAUGAGUGAAGAUCAUGAUGGCUCUUUCUCAAUCCAUCUUUCCUCGAUUCCUCACGUUCCUCUUUCCUUACCUCAAAAUGUAUUGGAGGGGAGGGACCUUGGACCUUCUCAAAUACGGUUGAGAAGGAGGCGAGGAGAUAGGAUGUGAGAUAUAUUGCAGAAAGACUCAUCUAGAAUGAGUCCAAGUCUCAUAUAAAUGUAGUUGUCACCAUAAGUGAAGUUGCAGAUUUAAAGUGAACAUGACACUGAUUUACGCUUCCAAAAAUGAUGAUGAUGUUUGAAAGUGAGUAUGCCGGCUGGAAGUAUGAAUGAGGGUUUUCCUCAUUGCAUUAGUCUUAUUACCCCCAGUUGUUGGAGGGAAAAUAAGGAUAUAGGGCUAUCACUGUCUCUUCCACUUCAGCAACAAUAUCUAUUUUCUUGCAGCGGGCGAAACUGGAGGAUGAAUCCAGUCAAAGGACCAGCCCUGUUCCAAAGAAGGUAAACCAGUCUGUAGAAUAAACCUUCAUCAAAAUAAUGAACUUAUCCAAAACGCAGAGUAACUGACAAUAUAUGUUGUGGCAAAUUUGUCCUUAUACUAAUCAAAGAACCAAAAGUAUUUCAGAGUUUUUGUAGAAUUAAGAUAGACUUUAUUACAUACGUAAUAGAGCCGAGGUGGUUUGCAAAACAUCUGAUUGUCCACCUCCCAGCUCUCAGUUUAUAUAGUAAUUUUACAUACAUUUUUAUCUUAACCCCUCCCUCUUGGGUUCCACCACCACUGUCUUCAGUUUCCCCUCUUGACCGCUCCGCCCACUUCCUUAGUUUAUGAUAGUGGCGCAAUCUGACUUCUAUUCAGUUUGGAAACAAUGGUGGUGUGACCAAUCAAGCUUUGUCAUGCACAAAUAACAGCCCUGUCAUGUAAAAAUAAUAAUGUUCAGUUUGAACUUUGUUCAAACCUGGCUCACCCUGGCUUGACCUGGAGAUGGAUUGUGGACAACAUGGCAGGCCCACAAUCAAUCUCUCAACCAUACCUAAACCUAAUCCCUCUGUCCCAGCCCAUCACGCUAUAAUUUAAUCAGGAAGACGCUCAAGGAGAGACAAAGGGUUCAGCCUGGUUUCAGUCACUGAUAAGAUAAGACAACCGAAGACAGGUCAGAUGACCAGAGAACAAACACAUAAACCCAGUGAGAGAAACCAAUUACGUUCUUGCCUAGCAACAGAGAUGUAUCCAUGUUUAACCCUAGCUCUGUAUUUGUUGAUUAACCAUGUCUAUCCCAUAGUCCACUGAAAAAUCCUCAUCAUAUGGUUAAAAUCUAACAGAGCCAUUUCCUGGCUCUGUUUCACAAUUCCCUGAGCUAUUUCCUUGCUCUGUUUCAGGCCUCUUCUUGUCAUGUUGUGAUUAACUAUUUAACCAUACAUUGUUAGCUUGUCAUGAUGUAAUUAACUAUGCUUAAAUGGAAAAUCCCCAUCAUAUGGCAAUGUCUUUUUUUCCAGCGGAAAGGGCGCACAACUGCUCCUGUCGGUUCCUAUGACAAGCCUACUACAUAUAGUAAUGUGUGAGUAUGUGCUCCUGUUCGACAAGACAUGUUUUCACCUUGCUGUCAGUGAGCAGUUGUUUUCAUUGUCAAAACCUACAUGUAAAAUCACUGCUGCAUGAAUGCUCAAACUCUAAUUCACAUAGAAGUGACACUGAAGGUCCUCUGUAGCUCAAUUGGUAGAGCAUGGCGCUUGUAACGCCAGGGUAGUGGGUUCGAUCCCUGGGACCACCCAUACGUAAAAAUGUAUGCACACAUGACUGUAAGUCGCUUUGGAUAAAAGCGUCUGCUAAAUGGCAUAUUAUUACUUAGUCGUCCCAUAUCUCUUCAAUGUAAAUCUAGAUUAAGGUGAAUAUUCAAACAUGUAUGAUGUAGAAUCCCAUGAUCCAUAUGCAUGUUCUCCCAUUGUGUUCCGCUAUUCUGUAGGCCCAAGCCCAAGACAUCAGAGUCCAUAAAGCGUCAGGGACCAAAGGUAAGAGUUUAUAUGUUAUUGCUUCUAUUAAUUAGUUAUGUGAUAAUGGCUAAAUGCAAUAGUCAUUUAUCAAUUAUACCACGCAACUAUAACAAGUUUCCCUCAUGCAUUCUAAAAAAUUUUAAAGCUCAAACACACUGUCCUUUUUAGAUGAAAUCAAUGUAAUGUAAAUAAAUAAAUUAGAGUAUUAUCUGUAUAAUGGAAUGUUUUCAUAUUAUACAGUGGGACCCUUCCAGACUGAAUGAAGGGAGCAGAUUUGUUCUUGGGUCCAGAGCAAACAAGUUAGUGGAAAUUGGAAGUAGAGUAUUAACAAUGUUCAAUUGACUCACACAUACACACAAAAUAAAGAGAGAAUGGAAUUUACAUGGGGUGCGUGGUCCACCAACCUUGUCUACGUUGUUUUUAUGGUAUGUUUCUAAUGAAACCUGAAAUCCCUGUUUUUAAUUGUAGGGCUUUAGGAAUGGGUGGCACCAGAGGAAGGAUUUACAUCAAACAUACUGACCUCUUCAAGGUAACUCUCUCUCUCUCUCUCUCUCUCUCGCUUUCUCUUUCUGAGGUGACAAAAAUGCAGGAUGUACAUUUGGUUGUUUUAAAUAAAUGAACGCGCUCUGCAUCUAACCUACUGCGUUAUCCCACAUCUGUUUCCAGAUAAAUGAGAGCAAUAAAACAGGAAAGUAAGGAAGCAUCAACUAAAAUAUUUUUCCCCAGAUGGUUUAAUAAGCACUAAAUGCUGAGAACAAUGGCGGUGUUUCAGAUUACGUAAAAAAUAUGUUGUCUCUAUGGAGAACCAAAAUCGAUAUAUAUAUAUAUAUAUAUAUGUGGACACCCCUUCAAAUGACUGGAUUCGGCUAUUUCAGCCACACCCGUUGCUGACGGGUGUAUAAAAUCGAGCACACAGCCAUGCAAUCUCCAUAGACAAACAUUGGCAGUAGAAUGGCCUUAGUGAAGAGCUCAGUUUCUGCCCUGCUUGAGCUGCCCCGGUCAACUGUAAGUGCUGUUAUUGUGAAGUGGAACCAUCUAGGAGCAACAACGCCUCAGCCGCAAAGUGGUAGGCCACACAAGCUCAUAGAACGGGACUGCCGAGUGUUGAAGCGCGCAGCACGUAAAAAUUGUCUGUCCUCUGUUGCAACACUCACUACCGAGUUCCAAACUGCCUCUGGAAGCAACGUCAGCACAAUAACUGUUAGUCGGGAGCUUCAUAAAAUGGGUUUCCAUGGCCGAGCAGCCGCACACAAGACUAAAAUCACCAUGCGCAAUGCCAAGCUUCGGCUGGAGUGGUGUAAAGCUCGCCGUCAUUGGACUCUGGAGCAGUGGAAACGUGUUCUCUGGAGUGAUGAAUUAUGCUUCACCAUCUGGCAUUCCGACGGACGAAUCUGGGUUUGGCAGAUGCCAGGAGAAUGCUACCUGCCCGAAUGUAUAGUGCCAACUGUAAAGUUUGGUGGAUGAGGAAUAAUGGUCUGUGGCUGUUUUUCAUGGUUCGGGCUAGGCCCCUUAGUUCCAGUGAAGGGAAAUCUUAACGCUACAGAAUACAAUGACAUUCUAGACGAUUCUGUGCUUCCAACUUUGUGUCAACAGUUUGGGGAAGGCCCUUUCCUGUUUCAGCAUGACAAUGCCCCUGUGCACAAAGCAAGGUCCGUACAGAAAUGGUUUGUCGAGAUCGGUGUGGAAGAACUUGACUGGCCUGCACAGAGCCCUGACCUCAACCCCAUCGAACACCUUUGGGAUUAAUUGGAACGCCGACUGCCAGCCAGGCCUAAUCACCCAACAUCAGUGCCCGACCUCACUAAUGCUUUUGUGGCUGAAUGGAAGCAAGUCCCCGCAGCAAUGUUUCAACAUCUAGUGGACAGACUUCCAAGAAGAGUGGAGGCUGUUAUAGCAGCAAAGGGGGGACCAACUCCAUAUUAAUGCCCAUGAUUUUGGAAUUAGAUGUUCGACGAGCAGGUGUCCACAUACUUCUGGUCAUGUAGUGUAUGUUGGCCGGCAUUUCCAUGUCAGAAUCGUCCUGUUUUCGUUUGGAUGAACUUAGGGAUCCCGUUGCAGAUCUCCUAUGGCAUAUACCCUUGGGUAUGUUCUGUGGAAAGCACAAUUUCUCAGCAAACAAAUAAUCCAACUCAAAAACCACCCUUUAGACAUCUGGGCAGCAGUCAUAAUCGGCUUGAAAAAGGCCUCUGGCAAGCCAAAGUCUGCUGUCUCUUCAGCUUGAUAGGUGACAUACAGGUAACUUCCAAAAUAAUGGAAACACUUGAGGAAAUGAGGGUUCUGGAGGCUCUGUUAUGGUGUGGGGUGCAUUUUCCUAGCAUGGUUUAGGUCCACUCAACCCCUUAGAGGGCAAGGUAAACACCAAUAAAAACACAGCCAUUCUGAGUGAUCACCUAUGGUGAAUAAUUUCUAUCCUGAUGGGAGUGGUCUCUUCCAUGAUGACAAUGCCCCCAUCCAUACAGCACGAGUGGUCAAUGAAAGGUUUGAUGAGCAUGAAAACGAUGUAAACCAUAUGCCAUGGCCGUCUCAGUCACCAGAUGUCAACCCAAUUUAAACCCUUAUGGAAGAUUCCGGAGUGUGGCCUGUGACAAUGUUUUCCACCACCUUCAACAAAACACUAAAUGAUGGAAUUUCUCGUGGAAGAAUGCUGUCACAUCCCUCCAAUAGGGUUCCAGACACUUGUAGAAUCUAUGCCAAGGUGCAUUGAAGCUCUUGGCAUUGAAGCUGUUCUGGCUCGUUGUGGCCCAACGCCCUAUUAAGACACUUUGUUGGUGUUUUCCUUUAUUUGGCAGUUACCUGUAGGUGGAUGACCCCUUGUAAUGUUUUAUCUUAUGGUUACACAACAACCUGUAGAUUAGAAGUAAGCAAUAUUAGUUUAAUAAAUUGUAUUUCAUGUGUACAUUGGGAGCUAAAAACGGAAUUAAAGGAGCACAUACAAUUAAAUCAAAAAGUCAAAAAGAAAUGUGGAACCGGAGUGGCAAUGUGCGGUGACGGUUUCUUCACUGUCUGCUAUAUUAUGCUAACCAACCCGUGAGUGAGACAACCAUCCUGUCUCCCCUACCAUAAACCAUUACAAAGCUUACAGCAAAGUAAUAAUACUGUGUCUGUGUGUGUUUUCAGUAUGCGGCCGAUGCCCAGGACAAACACUGGUUGGCGGAGAGACAGCAUAUGAGAGCCACAGGUGGAAAGAUGGUAAGAGCUCUGUACCCAACUCUAGCCUGGACGCGGAUCUCUAGCCUGGACGCGGAUCUCUAGCCUGAUAGCAUAUCUCUAGCCUGGACGCGGAUCUCUAGCCUGGACGCGGAUCUCUAGCCUGAUAGCAUAUCUCUAGCCUGGACGCGGAUCUCUAGCCUGAUAGCAUAUCUCUAGCCUGGACGCGGAUCUCUAGCCUGGACGCGGAUCUCUAGCCUGGACGCGGAUCUCUAGCCUGGACGCGGAUCUCUAGCCUGGACGCGGAUCUCUAGCCUGGACGCGGAUCUCUAGCCUGGACGCGGAUCUCUAGCCUGAUAGCAUAUCUCUAGCCUGGACGCGGAUCUCUAGCCUGGACGCGGAUCUCUAGCCUGAUAGCAUAUCUCUAGCCUGGACGCGGAUCUCUAGCCUGGACGCGGAUCUCUAGCCUGAUAGCAUAUCUCUAGCCUGGACGCGGAUCUCUAGCCUGGACGCGGAUCUCUAGCCUGGACGCGGAUCUCUAGCCUGGACGCGGAUCUCUAGCCUGGACGCGGAUCUCUAGCCUGGACGCGGAUCUCUAGCCUGAUAGCAUAUCUCUUUGUGCUUUAGCCAAACUCCUCUGUCAUGUUCGUUGUCAUGCAGUUGGCUAAAGCACAAACCAAUCUUUGUGGGCGACCCAACUAAAUUCACAUAGAAAUGUGAGUUAUAGAUCUGUCAUUCUCAUUGAAAGCAAGUUUGAUAAGCUGUCAUUUCUAUGCUUCCCGUCCUUAAGUUUAGCUUUUGUCUUUUUACUUUCGGUUUUGUACACACCAGCUUCAUACAGCUUAUAGGGUGUUCACCCAUAGCAUUAUUAUUUCAUUCAAUGUGUAUACAAAAUAUAUUAAUUCAAUAGAGAACACCCCCUCAACGUUAAUUGACUGGGGUUAGAUUAAUAGGAAGCCAUGGAUCUGGUGAUGAAAAUGACGAGGCUACCAAGUUGAUUUUGAUUGGUCCAAACCGCGGAAACACCUCCAAAUGUUAACACCUCCCAAUGCCGAAAAAUGAAAAAGAGACAACCAAGAGCUGGGCGGUUUAAACUAGCAACGGUCACAACAAACUAACGUUCUUAUUUAAUCAACACUGUUAAGGACAAGCAUAUUAAGGUUAUAAUAUACAGUGAGGGAAAAAAGUAUUUGAUCCCCUGCUGAUUUUGUACGUUUGCCCACUGACAAAGACAUGAUCAGUCUAUAAUUUUAAUGAUUAUUAUCUCUCACUGUUAUUUGAACAGUGAGAGACAGAAUAACAACAACAAAAUCCAGAAAAACGCAUGUCAAAAAUGCUAUAAAUUGAUUAGCAUUUUAAUGAGGGAAAUAAGUAUUUGACCCUCUGCAAGACAUGACUUAGUACUUGGUGGCAAAACCCUUGUUGGCAAUCACAGAGGUCAGACGUUUCUUGUAGUUGGCCACCAGGUUUGCACACAUCUCAGGAGGGAUUUUGUUCCACUCCUCUUUGCAGAUCUUCUCCAAGUCAUUAAGGUUUCGAGGCUGACGUUUGGCAACUCGAACCUUCAGCUCCCUCCACAGAUUUUCUAUGUGAUUAAGGUCUGGAGACUGGCAAGGCCACUCCAGGAUCUUAAUGUGCUUCUGCUUGAGCCACUCCUUUGUUGCCUUGGAUGUGUGUUUUGGGUCAUUGUCAUGCUGGAAUACCCAUCCACGACCCAUUUUUCAAUGCACUGGCUGAAGGAAGGAGGUUCUCACCCAAGAUUUGACGGUACAUGGCCCCGUCCAUCGUCCCUUUGAUGCGGUGAAGUUGUCCUUUCCCCUUAGCAGAAAAACACCCCCAAAGCAUAAUGUUUCCACCUCCAUGUUUGACGGUGGGGAUGGUGCUCUUGGGGUCAUAGGCAGCAUUCCUCCUCCUCCAAACACGGCGAGUUGAGUUGAUGCCAAAGAGCUCGAUUUUGGUCUCAUCUGACCACAACACUUUCACCCAGUUCUCCUCUGAAUCAUUCAGAUGUUCAUUGGCAAACAUCAGACGGGCCUGUAUAUGUGCUUUCUUGAGCAGGGGGACCUUGCGGGCGCUGCAGGAUUUCAGUCCUUCACGGCGUAGUGUGUUACCAAUUGUUUUCUUGAUGACUAUGGUCCCAGCUGCCUUAAGAUCAUUGACAAGAUCCUUCCGUGUAGUUCUGGGCUGAUUCCUCACCGUUCUCAUGAUCAUUGCAACUCCACGAGGAGAGAUCUUGCAUGGAGCCCCAGGCCGAAUUUUGUGUUUCUUCCAUUUGCGAAUAAUCGCACCAACUGUUGUCACCUUCUCACCAAGCUGCUUGGCGAUGGUCUUGUAGCCCAUUCCAGCCUUGUGUAGGUCUACAAUCUUGUCCCUGACAUCCUUGGAGAGCUCUUUGGUCUUGGCCAAGGUGGAGCGUUUUGAAUCUGAUUGAUUGAUUGCUUCUGUGGACAGGUGUCUUUUAUCAGGUAACAAACUGAGAUUAGGAACACUCCCUUUAAGAGUGUGCUCCUAAUCUCAGCUCGUUACCUGUAUAAAAGACACCUGGGAGCCAGAAAUCUUUCUGAUUUGAGAGGGGGUCAAAUACUUCUUUCCCUCAUUAAAAUGCAAAUCAAUUUAUAACAUUUUUGACAUGCGUUUUUCUGGAUUUUUUUGUUGUUAUUCUGUCUCUCACUGUUCAAAUAAACCUACCAUUAAAAUGAUAGAUUGAUCAUGUCUUUGUCAGUGGGCAAACGUACAAAAUCAGCAGGGGAUCAAAUACUUUUUUCCCUCACUGUAUAUAUAUACACAAACAUAUAUAUAUAUAUAUAUAUGUGUGUGUGUGUGUGUGUGUGUGUGUGUGUGUAUAUACAGUUGUGGAAAAAAUUAAGGGACCACUGCACAUUUUUCUUAAAUCAGCAUCUCUACAUGUAUGACAGCUAUUCCAUUCCAGUGUCUGUUGAAUUCCAACACAGGCACACCUCAUUCUACUGAAUUAGGUACUGAUUAGGUGAUCACAUGAACCAAAUCUUAUUUAACGAGGAAAAGUAUAAAAAACACUACUGUGGUCAUCACUAUCCUCUUGCAAUAGGACCAGUUGGAUGGCAAAAACAGUGCUAAUAGUACCUCAAAAGUAAUAUUAAUCAAAAAAUAACUAUUGACCAUGACAAAAGAGUUGAAAAGGAAAGUUGAGUGAGGAAAAGAAGGGUUCAAUUCUGGCUUUACUGGCAGAGGGAUACAGUGAACGUCAGGUUGCUUCCAUCCUUAAAAUUUCAAAGACGGUGGUUCAUAAGAACAAGGUCAAGCAGCAGACAUAGGGGACAACAAAGCUACAGACCGGCAGAGGGCGAAAACGACUCUCUACUGACCGGGAUGACCGCCAACUCAUUCGAAUGUCACUCAACAACCGUAGGAUGACAUCAAGUGACCUACAAAAAGAAUGGCAAAUGGCAGCUGGGGUGAAGUGCACGGCGAGGACGGUUCGAAACAGGCUCCUAGGGGCAGGGCUGAAGUCGUUCAAAACUAGAAAAAAGCCCUUCAUCAAUGAGAAGCAAAGAAGAGCCAGGCUGAGGUUUGCAAAAGACCAUAAGGAUUGGACCGCAGAGGACUGGAGUAAGGUCAUCUUCUCUGAUGAGUCCAAUUUUCAGCUUUGCCCAACACUUGGUCGUCUAAUGGUUAGACGGAGACCUGGAGAGGCCUACAAGCCACAGUGUCUCGCACCCACUGUGAAAUUUGGUGGAGGAUUGGUGAUGAUCUGGGUGUGCUUCAGCAAGGCUGGAAUCGGGCAGAUUUGUCUUUUGUGAAGGAUGCAUGAAUCAAGCCAUGUACAAGGUUGUCCUGGAAGAAAACUUGCUUCGUUUUGCUCUGACAUUGUUCCCCAACUCUGAGGAUUGGUUUUUCCAGCAGGACAAUGCGCCAUGGCACACAGCCAGGUGAAUCAAGGUGUGGAUGGAGGACCACCAGAUCAAGACCCUGUUAUGGCCAGCCCAAUCUCCAGACCUGAACCCCAUUGAAAACUUCUGGAAUGUGAUCAAGAGGAAGAUGGAUGGUCACAAGCCAUCAAACAAAGCCGAGCUGCUUGAAUUUUUGCGCCAGGAGUGGCAUAAAGUCACCCAACAUCAAUGUGAAAGACUGGUGGAGAGCAUGCCAAGACGCAUGAAAGCUGUGAUUGAAAAUCUGGGUUAUUCCACCAAAUAUUGAUUUCUGAACUCUUCCUAAGUUAAAACAUUAGUAUUGUGUUGUUUAAAAAUGAACAUGAACUUAUUUUCUUUGCAUUAUUCGAGGUCUGACAACACUACAUAUUUUUUGUUAUUUUGACCAGGUGUCAUUUUCUGCAAAUAAAUGCUCUAAAUGACAAUAUUUUUUAUUUGGAAUUUGGGAGAAAUGUUGUCAGUAGUUUAUAGAAUAAAACAAAAAAAAUUAUGUUUACCUAAACACAUACUUUGAACUCGUUACCUGUAUAAAAGACGAGUUCAAACAGGUGCAGUUAAUACAGGUAAUGAGUGGAGAACAGGAGGGCUUCUUAAAGAAAAACUAUCAGGUCUGUGAGAGCCGGAAUUCUUACUGGUUGGUAGGUGAUCAAAUACUUAUGUCAUGCAAUAAAAUGCAAAUUAAUUACUUAAAAAUCAUACAAUGUGAUUUCCUGAAUUUAGAUUCCGUCUCUCACAGUUGAAGUGUACCUAUGAUAAAAAUUACAGACCUCUACAUGCUUUGUAAGUAGGAAAACCUGCAAAAUCGUCAGUGUAUCAAAUACUUGUUCUCCCCACUGUAUGUAUGUGUGUGUAUAUAUUUGUGUGUGUAUGUACAGUGGGGAGAACAAGUAUCUCAACUGUGAGAGACGGAAUCUAAAACAAAAAUCCAGAAAAUCACAUUGUAUGAUUUUUAAGUAAUUCAUUUGCAUUUAUUGCAUGACAUAAGUAUUUGAUACAUCAGAAAAGCAGAACUUAAUAUUUGGUACAGAAACCUUUGUUUGCAAUUACAGAGAUCAUACGUUUCCUGUAGGUCUUGACCAGGUUUGCACACACUGCAGCAGGGAUUUUGGGCCACUGCUCCAUACAGACCUUCUCCAGAUCCUUCAGGUUUCGGGGUUGUCGCUGGGCAAUACGGACUUUCAGCUCCCUCCAAAGAUGUUCUAUUGGGUUCAGGUCUGGAGACUGGCUAGGCCACUCCAGGACCUUGAGAUGCUUCUUACGGAGCCACUCCUUAGUUGCCCUGGCUGUGUGUUUUGGGUCGUUUUCAUGCUGGAAGACCCAGCCACGACCCAUCUUCAAUGCUCUUACUGAGGGAAGGAGGUUGUUGGCCAAGAUCUCGCGAUACAUGACCCCAUCCAUCCUCCCCUCAAUACGGUGCAGUCCUCCUGUCCCCUUUGCAGAAAAGCUUCCCCAAAGAAUGAUGUUUCCACCUCCAUGCUUCACGGUUGGGAUGGUGUUCUUGGGGUUGUACUCAUCCUUCUUCUUCCUCCAAACACGGCGAGUGGAGUUUAGACCAAAAAGCUAUAUCUUUGUCUCAUCAGACCACAUGACCUUCUCCCAUUCCUCCUCUGGAUCAUCCAGAUGGUCAUUGGCAAACUUCAGACGGGCCUGGACAUGCGCUGGCUUGAGCAGGGGGACCUUGCGUGCGCUGCAGGAUUUUAAUCCAUGACGGCGUAGUGUGUUACUAAUGGUUUUCUUUGAGACUGUGGUCCCAGCUCUCUUCAGGUCAUUGACCAGGUCCUGCUGUGUAGUUCUGGGCUGAUCCCUCACCUUCCUCAUGAUCAUUGAUGCCCCACGAGGUGAGAUCUUGCAUGGAGGGUGAUUGACCGUCAUCUUGAACUUCUUCCUUUUUCUAAUAAUUGCGCCAACAGUUGUUGCCUUCUCACCAAGCUGCUUGCCUAUUGUCCUGUAGCCCAUCCCAGCCUUGUGCAGGUCUACAAUGUUAUCCCUGAUGUCCUUACACAUCUCUCUGGUCUUGGCCAUUGUGGAGAGGUUGGAGUCUGUUUGAUUGAGUGUGUGGACAGGUGUCUUUUAUACAGGUAACGAGUUCAAACAGGUGCAGUUAAUACAGGUAAUGAGUGGAGAACAGGAGGACUUCUUAAAGAAAAACUAACAGGUCUGUGAGAGCCGGAAUUCUUACUGGUUGGUAGGUGAUCAAAUACUUAUGUCAUGCAAUAAAAUGCAAAUUAAUUACUUAAAUCAUACAAUGUGAUUUUCUGGAUUUUUGUUUUAGAUUCCGUCUCUCACAGUUGAUGUGUACUUAUGAUAAAUAUUACAGACCUCUACAUGCUUUGUAAGUAGGAAAACCUGCAAUAUCGGCAGUGUAUCAAAUACUUGUUCUCCCCACUGUGUGUGUGUAUAUAUAUAUAUAUAUAUAUGUAUGUGUGUGUGUGUGUAUAAUGUUUAUUUGUUUUUGUUAGUGUUCUUUUUUCCCCCCCAAUUUUGUAAUAUCCAAUUGGUAGUUAGUCUUGUCCCAUCGCUGCAACACCCAUACGGACUCGGGAGAAGCGAAGGUCAACCCUGCCAAGCCGCACUGCUUCUUGACACACUGCUCGCUUAACCCGGAAGCCAGCCGCACCAAUGUGUUGGAGGAAACACCAUACAACUGGCAACCGUGUUAGCAUGUAUGCGCCCGGCCCGCCACAGGAGUCGCUGGAGCGCGAUGGGACAAGGACAUCCCGGCCGGCCAAAUCCUCCACUAACCCGGACGACGCUGGGCCAAUUGUGCGCCGCCUCAUUGGUCUCCCGGUCGCGGUUGGCUGCGACACAGCCCGGGAUCGAACCUGGGUCUGUAGUGAUGCCGCAAGCACUGCAAUGCAGUGCCUUAGACCGCUGCGCCACUCGGGAGGCCCCUAAGGUUGUAAUAUGGUAUAGGACAAUCUAAUGAUUAGUGGAAUCUGAUUCAUAAUGGCAUAGGGCAAAGAACUACGUUUAGACAUUUAAUAUAGGUGCACCCUCUUGAAUUUACCAGUAUUUCACUACAUUCUAGAGCAGUGACUUUUUGAAAAGAUUGGUUAUUGAAAAGAUUGUAAUAUGAUUCUUUAAACUAUAAAUUGCUUGUUUUAUCGCAUAAACUGAAAUUAGGCGAACAUGAUAGAAUUUGAACAACCAGGUAAUGGCGGAGCGAUUUUCUACAUAUUUGCACCUUGCAAGUAUGAUCUGCUAAAUGUAUGAACUAAUGUAAACUAAUCUAACUUAAUCUAAACAUUUUAUAAUUUUAUAGGCCUAUCUCCUUAUUGAAGAGGAUGUCCAGGACCUUUCUCUGAGUAAUGAUUACAAGUAAGGAAGACAUUUGUUGGCCCCCAUUUUAUUCAAUGAGUGUCAAUUCAUCUGUCAUUGAAUGGAGUAUCUUCGAUGGAUAUUCACUUCUUAAACCAGGCAUGCCUAGCCUGGUCACCCCAGAUAAAUUGGCCAUAGCCUACAGCUCAAACAGGUCUGGGGCGACCAGGCUAAAUCAAGCCCAAAGGGCUUAGCCUGUUUUCAGGAUGAGAUUAUGAUUCUGUUGUGUGUUGUUUAUUUUAUGUUUUUUUUUAAAGAGAUUGCCCUGACCUGAAAAUGACCCCAGUUGAGUUGAAGCCUUUUACAGUUCCU